Molecule: messenger RNA, 591 nt
Organism: Triticum turgidum subsp. durum (durum wheat)
Lineage: Eukaryota; Viridiplantae; Streptophyta; Magnoliopsida; Poales; Poaceae
Source: the annotation of a GenBank genome assembly
AUGACGAAAGUAGAGGUGCAAGUGGAGCAAUGGCAAGAACAUGGGAUCCAAGUUUUGGUGCUACUGAGCUUCACGAUGCAGCUAGUGCUUCUCGUCCUGGCAGAGUUCCGUCGGCGCAUAGACUCUGGUGUGCUAAGAGCGGUGAUUUGGUCAGCUUACAUGCUGGCCGACUCAAUAGCGAUAUACAUCUUGGGACACUUGUCCGUGACAAGCAGGUCAGAGGACCACGAGCUGAUGGCGUUUUGGGCACCAUUCCUGCUAUUGCACCUUGGCGGGCAGGACAACAUCACUGCAUACGCUAUCGAGGACAACCGGCUCUGGCUACGGCACCUUCAAACACUCGUCGUGCAGGUAGCUGCAGCUACCUACAUCAUCUAUGAGUCCACCAUCGUCAGCACCCACACUCUGCUUUGGAAGGCUUCCGUCCUCAUGUUCGUGUUGGGCGUUGUCAAGUAUGGGGAGAGGGUGUGGGCUAUUAAGUGUGCUGACACUAGAGCAUCAGCCAGCAACUACAAGUUCUACGAUACAGUGGCAUGGUGUACAAAUAAACCACCAAUAGAACGGCGGGACCAGAGGGCUUGUUGCGGAUAG